AUGGGUGUCUGCUCUUCUUGUCUUGGUGGUGGUCGUCGAGACAGUACCGAUCCAGAAUCAUCACGGCUACUCGAAGAUGACAUCUACCAACCCGGCUAUAGCUAUGGCGCACUAAACCACAACCAACAAGCCAACCAGCCUGACCCCGGCUACGUAAGGCGAGAGCGAGAGGCCCUCGAGGCUAUCUGCCAGCGGACUUCAGAUUCUGUUAUCGACAUCUGGUCCCUUCAACCACAACCCCAUCUCCAGCCGCAAGCAACCCUCCACAACUCCGUCUCCUCCUCUUCAUCAAAGGCCCACGAGCCCUCUAUCAUAGUCACAACAAUUGACCCCGACGCACCCGCAGACUCGACAUCUUUGAAACGCGGCGCCGUCCCCAAACACUGGGGUGAGGUUGUCAUCAAUCCGCGCAAGGGCAAACGGUCAAGACCAGGAUCUAGCAGCGCCGUUGAAUCCGGUGAUAAGGAUGUCUUUGGUGUAUUGAAGGUUCCCUGAGCAUAGCGCUUACAAUAAGUCCGUCUAAAUUGGCGGAGCCGGAUGGAGACGAAACGAACGGGUGACGACCAAUCUUGACUCCAGUUUACUUCGACA
This is a messenger RNA of Aspergillus nidulans FGSC A4, 591 nucleotides long. RefSeq names its product LAMTOR1/MEH1 family protein. Gene Ontology annotation, cellular component: membrane raft; late endosome membrane; Ragulator complex. The transcript is spliced from 3 exons. NCBI's taxonomy places the organism in Eukaryota, Fungi, Ascomycota, Eurotiomycetes, Eurotiales, Aspergillaceae. Gene Ontology annotation, biological process: regulation of receptor recycling; endosomal transport; positive regulation of MAPK cascade. The record is from RefSeq and is a predicted model, not a curated record. Bases 1 to 495 code for a protein of 164 amino acids.